Molecule: messenger RNA, 3563 nt
Organism: Spodoptera frugiperda (fall armyworm)
Lineage: Eukaryota; Metazoa; Arthropoda; Insecta; Lepidoptera; Noctuidae
Product: glutathione hydrolase 1 proenzyme
Exons: 10
Coding region: 226-2166 (646 amino acids)
Biological process (GO): glutathione catabolic process
Cellular component (GO): plasma membrane
Molecular function (GO): glutathione gamma-glutamate hydrolase
Source: RefSeq, a predicted model, not a curated record
CCUGGCAUCUCGCUGAUACGUCACUGAGGCCGUCAAACGUUUUAUAAUACCCGUGUUACGCAUCAAAGUACCAAUAUAAAACAAAAACGAGUUGAAACUUUUUAAUUACUAAGUUCCUAGUUCAUGUUUCGUGGUGGAAAUCUGAUCUGAAGUGUUUAGGUUAUGUUGUUAUGUGCCGCUGAACAGGAGUCGACCUGUCACUCUUGAAACAGUGUUGCAAACACGAUGAAGCAUCCCUUACGCAGUGGUCUGCAUCGGAGGAACUUUAUAAGCAACCAUGGUGACGAUAGCCCUAUAGACACGAUACGCCUAGUGUCCCCUAUCAAUAGAUUUGCCAUAUUCCAGGGCAACUUUAGCCAUGAUGACGAUGAUUACCCGGAGAAGCCAUAUAAACUCAAGACGAAAAUAGUACUCGCAGCGUUAGCAGUCCUAGUCUUCAUAUCAGCAUUAAGUGGAUACCUCAUCGGGAGUGCGGACUAUGCAUCACGGAGGGCGGCGGAGCCUCCGGAUCCAGUUGCACCUCUCAAACCCUCGGCUUCCCGUCUCCAUGUGUUCAAGAAAGCUGCUGUUUGCACAGAUGCUCCUCAAUGUUCACAAAUUGGCAGAGAAAUCCUCAUCAAGAAUGGGUCGGCGGUGGACGCGGCAGUGGCGGCCAUGUUCUGCAAUGGUCUCCUGAACCACCAGAGCAUGGGGCUCGGUGGUGGCUUCUUCAUGACGGUCUACCUGAAGGAUGAGGAGAAGGCCUACACUGUGAACGCGAGGGAAAUGGCACCAGGAGCCUCUACCGUCGACAUGUUCAAUGGAAGCUGGGAUAAGGCUGCGAAAGGUCCUCUCUCCAUUGGAGUGCCAGGCGAGCUCCGUGGCAUGUGGGCGGCCCACAAACGUUGGGGCAAGCUACCCUGGGACACCCUGAUAGCUCCUAGUUUGGAUCUGUGCAGGAAUGGCUUUCCUAUAUCCAAGGUCAUGCAUGAUGGACUCGAGGCGGCACCUUACAUCAAGAAUGAUCCUCAUCUUAGAAAAAUGUACUUCAACACGGCCAAAGGCCAGUUCCACAAGCCUGGCACGAUGGUGAAGCCCAGUGAAGCUCUCUGCAACACCUACCAGAGGAUAGCUGAGAACGGGGGCGAUGACCUCUACAACGGGACCCUGGCGGCUGAUCUCCUGGAUGACCUGGAGAGGGUCGGCAGCAUCAUCACUGCUGAGGAUCUGAGACAAUACGAGGCGAAAAUCACGGAACCCAUAGCGGUUCCGCUGAGCAAUGGAGACACUUUCUACUCCCCGCCCCCUCCCAGCAGCGGGGCUAUCCUGGUGAACAUACUGAACAUCCUCAGCGGCUACAACUUCACUGCAGCCAGCAUCAACUCCACGGAAGACAAGAUCCUCACCUACCACAGGAUCAUAGAAGCAUUCAAGUACGCGUACGCGACCAGAACGAAGCUAGGAGAUAGCGACUUUUUGGAUUUGAGUGAGCUCAUUCGCAACGUGACAACCCCGGAGUACGGCGCGGAGGUCCGGCUCCGCAUCAACGACACGUCCACCAGCAAUGACACUGCCACCUACGGAGCGGAGACUUACAACCAGCCUGAUGCUGGGACCGCUCACAUAUCCAUCAUUGCAGGCAAUGGUGAUGCCGUCUCGGUCACCAGUUCUAUCAACUUUUACUACGGUGCUGGUUUCUCGACCCUCAAAACCGGUAUAGUAAUGAACAACGUGAUGGACGACUUCUCAUCUCCUGGCAUCACCAACUUCUUCGGAUUGAAGCCGUCCCCAGCGAACUUCAUCGCUCCACACAAGCGGCCCAUGUCUUCAAUGAGUCCCAGUAUCAUUGUGGAUAGCAGUGGCAAUGCUAAACUGGUGAUCGGUGCUUCUGGAGGCACUAAAAUUACUACUGCUGUGGCUUUGGUGACAAUACGCAAACUCUGGUUCGACCAGACAAUAAAGGAAGCUGUGGACGAGGCUAGGAUACAUCAUCAGAUCACCCCGAUGCACGUGGAAUACGAAUUUGGAGUUACUGAGGACAUAGUGAAGGGUCUUCGGGCAAAAGGCCACGGGAUGGUUCGGUACCGCAGUCGGGGCUCAAUAAUCUGCGCGCUCUAUAGAAAUAGAACUGCUAUCUACGCCAAUGCGGACUUCAGGAAGGGUGGCGACGUUGCUGGCAUGGACUGAACUCCUGUGCCUAACUACACUCUAAGUAUUGCUAUCUUUAUGUCAUGAAUGGAACUUUCAAAUGAAUCUGUUAGUAAUGUAAGUUUGUAAGGAUACGAGCGCGUUUCUGUCGAUAUGAGAGCAUUUUUCGUUAAAAGUGGUUAAUAAUAAUGAUACUGGACUCAAUACAUAGAUAUAAUAAAGUCGAUUAUACAUACAGGGCAACGAUAUGUUGUAAAUUACACUCCAAAAAAAUUAAAAAUUUCGUUAACGUUUGCUGGCUCAAUAAAACACGAAACGUGCUCUCAUUUCAACUUUUAUAAUAUUAUGUGUGUGACAAGUGCAGAGAAAAAAGAAACUGUUAUUGGUUCAUUCAAGAAAUUUUAGGAGCUUGACCCGCCAAUCACAGUCCAUAAAUUUAAUUCUUUAGCUUGUUUAUAAUUUAAUGUUUUAAAUUACUCGAGUAGGCUCGAAGUAGAAACGUAAUUGGCGAUACAAUAAUAGUAGGCAUUAGGAAAAAUAUUAUCUACAAGAAAAAAAUGUGAUAAAUAAACGAUAGUCUAGGUAGGAUAUGAAAUAUGGCCGUCUUCCUAAAAAAAAUAUACUGUUGUCUACGAUUUCCAAAAUGGCGGCAAAUUGAAUUCAAUAAAUCAUCACAAAUCAUUUUUACAAAUCAAAUUAAAACAUAUUGGCUGAUUGAGAACAAUAAUUUUGAAAUAAAUGGGCUAGAUACUUAAUGAGUAUACCUAUUAUAACAUUAAAUUAAAUAAAAAAAUACAGAGAUACAGUGUUUAAAAAUAUGUAUUUUAUUAAGUUCCUAGACAUUUUCUAUUUUAUUAGUUACAAUCAUUACAAUACCUAAUUUAUACCCCAAAUAAGCCAAGAAGCAGAAUUUAUUUUUUUAUUAUUUUGGUACCUAACAAUAAUAAUGGAAAAUAUUACAAUAAAGAACCUUCACCUACAAACACAAUUACAAACCAACUAAAAGUAAAUCUUUAGUUGCAAACUACACCGUUUUUCCAGAAUUGAAGAUCAUUUUGUACGUUGCGAAAAAGAAUGAGUGUAAUGUAAUAGAGAGCAAGUUGAUUAUUCUCUCUUGUGUGCACAAAACUAGACUAAUUUCUGUUAUUUAUAAUAAUAUUUAUGUGUUUUUAUUCCUUAUCCAUGCAUUUAUUACUGCCAGUUAAUAAUUUUGUAUUACUGUACCUAAAACAUUUCAUGUUAAACUACAUUCCAUAAAAAACAUAGCUGUUAUGUUAUCAAAUACCUAGGUAGGUACUUAUUUGUUCUUAUUUCGGCAUCCAAUUUGUAUAAUUGUAUUGGAAUAGUAUUGUCUGUCUGAAAUGGGAAUGAACUGACUACUUAGUUAAAUAAAUGGUCACAAUAGUGUUUGCAAAAUAAACUUUUACCUAAGUGUU